Helobdella robusta is the source of this 570-nucleotide messenger RNA. RefSeq lists its product as hypothetical. The transcript is spliced from 7 exons. Bases 1 to 570 code for a protein of 189 amino acids. Lineage: Eukaryota; Metazoa; Annelida; Clitellata; Rhynchobdellida; Glossiphoniidae. The record is from RefSeq and is a predicted model, not a curated record.
AUGACGCCAAAUUUGUCAGUGCCCGAUUCUAAGUCUGAGGAACUUAGUUUGCUGGACAGCUUGUACGAGAAAGAUGAUGCUAUAUCACUGAAACAUUUUCUCCCUGAUAUAAUUCAUGGAAUUUUUCUAAACCGUUUAGAUCCAAAAUUGGGUGUUAGUUAUUUAUCUGCAUAUUUGGGUUUUUUGGAGACCUUCAAAGCCGGAAAUUACGUUAAAUCUAUUGCUCUCAAUAAGUUCUCAGAGGUCUUGACUGAAUUUACCAAGGUAUUGUAUUCAAACAAUUGUGACCAGGAUGAAGUUUCCUCCAGUCUCAUCAAAAUCAUGACCAUUUUGCAACAAAUUUCUCUGAAUGACGAGCAAACGGUUUUAGACAUCAGCAAGAAUGAAGUGCUACUCGGCGGUUUGGUCUCCAUGUUAAAGAGCAGUAACUCCGACGUAAUAUCGCAUGCCUUGAAGUCUCUCAUCUAUUUUGCCAAAAACCAUGAAAUUCGCAAAAAAGUUUCUCACUUGAAUUCAGAAGAAAUCUGCCUACUGAUCCUAAGCAAUUAUGAUUUUCCUCUUAAAAAGUAG